Molecule: messenger RNA, 1498 nt
Organism: Cornus florida
Lineage: Eukaryota; Viridiplantae; Streptophyta; Magnoliopsida; Cornales; Cornaceae
Exons: 12
Coding region: 118-1272 (384 amino acids)
Biological process (GO): glycerophospholipid biosynthetic process
Cellular component (GO): mitochondrion
Source: RefSeq, a predicted model, not a curated record
CAAAAACAGCCCCUCAAAAGUGUCCAAAAGACUCCAAACCGUGGGAGCACUAAACCCAAAUUACAAACAGUCACGUCUUUGUAGAUUCAUUUCGAAGAAUUCUGAAACUAGAAGAAGAUGAAUUUUCUCAGAAGCUUUGCGAAGGCUUCGAAGAGCCGAAUAAACAACAGAACACCAUUUCUACUGGUAACUUCACGUUCCUUCUCGCAGCUUCACUCCCAGUCCGAACGGCCUUCUUUCGGCAUUGCUUUCGACAUUGACGGCGUCGUUCUUCGGGGCUCCGCUCCAAUCGGAGGCUCUCCGCUAGCUCUCAAAAGAUUAUACCAUGAAUGCGCAGGUACACUGAAAAUACCCUUUGUUUUCUUGACAAAUGGAGGUGGUAUCCGUGAAUCAAAAAGGGCCUCUGAGUUAAGCAUGCUAUUGGGCAUCAAUGUUUUACCUUCACAGGUUAUACAGGGGCAUUCACCUUUUAAACGGCUCGUAAGUAGAUUUGAGAAUGAGCUUGUUAUUGCUGUGGGCAAAGGAGAACCUGCUGCAGUGAUGUCUGAUUAUGGCUUUAAAAAUGUUCUUUCUAUAGAUGAGUAUUCAUCUUACUUUGACAACAUUGAUCCCCUGGCACAAUAUAAGAAGUGGACAUCAAAAGAGGUAGAGAACAACACCUUUAAAGAGAUGGCCCCACGCAACGAUGCUUCCCCACAAAGAGUGCAUGCAGCAUUCAUUGUUAGUGAUUCUGUUGACUGGAGCAGGGACAUUCAGGUUCUCUGUGAUGUUUUGAGAACCGGAGGUCUUCCUGGAAGGGAAAUUGCACACCAGCCACCUCUGUAUUUUGCAAGUGAUGACCUUGAAUACCAGGCACUAUUUCCGUCCGAACGUCUUGGUAUGGGUGCUUUCAGAAUUGCAUUAGAAUCCAUCUUCAACAGAAUUCACCCUAAUGCUUUGGAGUAUACAUCUUUUGGGAAGCCUAAUCCAUCCGUAUAUAAGAAUGCUGAAACUGUAUUGAUGCGACUUGUUACGUCAUUAUAUCCGAACCUUCAGGUUCUGAAUCUAGCAAAUGGUGGAGAUAAUAUUUUUAAAACUCUAUAUAUGAUAGGAGAUAAUCCUUCGGUUGACAUCAAGGGUGCACGACAGGCGGGACAUCCUUGGUUUUCUAUUCUGACAAGGACUGGAGUUUUCAAGGGGAAGGAGAAUCAUGCCGAAUAUCCCGCAGAUCUGGUUGUUGAUACUGUGCAGGAUGCAGUGAACUAUAUCUUGACAAAGGAGCAUGUUUCAUAACGCUUAUAUGCCAAAUCCGUUCCAAGGGUAUUAUUAUUCUGUAAAGCUAGUUCCGUACAAAAGAAAGAAGGAUACUCCUUUUGGUAGUUGCAAAAUAUAAUGAAUUCCGGAAUUUUUUUUUUAUUUUUUUUCUUCAAAAUUUUGGUUGGCUUACCUAUUAUUUUACACUGGAUGAUGCUUGUACGUUUUGCAGAUAUUAUACAAUUCAUUAAUUAUUCUGCCUCCA